Drosophila serrata is the source of this 343-nucleotide messenger RNA. RefSeq names its product bomanin Short 5-like. The record is from RefSeq and is a predicted model, not a curated record. NCBI's taxonomy places the organism in Eukaryota, Metazoa, Arthropoda, Insecta, Diptera, Drosophilidae. Gene Ontology annotation, biological process: defense response.
UAAAGGUAUUGCAAUUAGUUGCAUUCAAACCAUUGCCAUGAAGUGGAUUUCCUUGAUCUUUGCCUUGGGCUUUUUGGCCCUGGCCAGUGCCUCUCCACUGGUUCCUGGUAACGUUGUUAUAAACGGGGAUUGCCGAAACUGCAAUGUCCAUGGAGGUUAAAUCUUGAAUGCUGUUAAUUGUGGAAUAUAACGAAACAUUUGAUAAAUAUCUGUGGUUUUAUCAAAUUUGUACUUUAUUAGUUCAGAUAUGUACUAAAUUUUAGACAGAUCAAUUCGAAUAACCAAAUAACUCACCACAAAUUUGAAAUAAAUAUGUAAAAUCCAUAUCACUUUUAUCCAAUAA